Morchella importuna is the source of this 2205-nucleotide messenger RNA. RefSeq lists its product as uncharacterized. The record is from RefSeq and is a predicted model, not a curated record. NCBI's taxonomy places the organism in Eukaryota, Fungi, Ascomycota, Pezizomycetes, Pezizales, Morchellaceae. The transcript has 2 exons. Bases 1 to 2205 code for a protein of 734 amino acids.
AUGGCGCACAUGGUCUUCAAGAAACCUCUGCAGGAUCAGAAUACCCGCGAAACAUACUUUAAGCAACGUCAAGAGCUCCGGAAGGCCAAAGAGCUGGGUUAUAUAGAUGCUGAAGCAUACGAGGAAGCAAAGAAGGGCUUACUACCGCACUCGAAUCCACCUGCAUCGACAACAGGCGCGAUGUUUGAUUUCAAUAGCAAUGCAAACAGUAAGACUGCGCCCUCGAUCACUGCGAACCAACGAUCCCGAAUGUCAGGUAGCACAUCCUCCUCUUCUGGUAGCACGAUGGGCUCAGUCCACUACCCAACAGAAGCCUUCCUCCCGAACAAGAAGGCUUCCACAUCUAUUCUCCAACGGAGUAAUGUAGCCGUCUCACUCUUUAACCCGAAUGCCCAAUCCGAAGAAGACCGUGAGAUCCUGCGUCUCAGGCGAAAAGCACAGAAAGCACUUGCAGAGGCGGAGAGGUUUGAAAGACUCAAAAACUAUCAAUACCAGCUCAGUGAAGAAGACCAGGACGGGACACUUGACCCUUCACGUUUCGACCACUUGACUCUAUCACCAGAGCUACUUACCGUUCCUACAAACGACUCUACCAUCACAAACUCAACCUCAUCAGUCUCCGGCCGAUCUAUGAAAUCACAGCGUAUGAAUUUCAACAUCUUCCGUAAGAGGUCAGCCUCAAUCAGUCGUGGUUCUCCUCCUCCGCUCCCUCCACCAAAUGCGCCUCCGAUACCACUCCUACAACGCACAGGCACUACAUCCAGUUCAAUAAGCUCCUCAAGCUCCUCGCUCACCCGACGUCACACAGAUGCACGUAAUGGAGGCCGGGAGGCGAUACUUGAUGCUAUGCCUAUGAACUUCGCAGACAUCUUUCUCAUGGGUCCCCCACCAACUUCUCAAACCAGGCCACCAAGUAGACGUCACUCUUUCUCUAGCCAGCACUCGCGACCCAGUGUUGCUCUCUCUCGGCGGUCCACUGAAGCACCCCCCGAUCUAGUAAUUCGAAAAGUCCGAGAAGAGUUCGUAUUGGAAUCUAGACCCGUGUCACCGAUACCAUUGAAUUUUAGACCAAAUACUCCACCGGAGGAGAAGCGUCCUCCGAUGUCGACAGUUCUGCGAGAUAUGUUUUUAUCACUAUUACAGGACUUUGAAGACACUUCAAUCUUGUUCUCCUAUCCCAAGUACGGAAAGAUUAAGAGAGUAUCUUACACAAGUUCUUUGCGGUCUGUGGUGAGAUCUGUGAAGGAGGAUGAAGAAUGGAGCGUGGAUGGUGGAGAGGGAAGCUUCUUUCUUGACGAGAGCGCAGGAAUACUGAGAGCGGUACUCGAGAAACAGGUGUGGUUUUUGAUGGCUAUGAAAUGGUUAUCCUUUGGGCGGGUUCUCUUUUCUCCAGGUCAUCAUUUGAUUGAGCUUAGCGGAGAUGUUGGUAUUGCCAUGGGCGUAUCGGAAUCCAGUAUCCUUGAUCUUGAUGGUGCAGUUACUGCCGAUUAUUCCUGGCAUCUCGCCGAAGAAUAUCCUUUUACCACAAUCUACAAUGUACUUCUCCCGCACUCUCCUCGCCCACAGCGGAAUUCAACUUCACCUCCGAACGUCCACCACAUCACUGCUCCUACACUCUCAAACCUCAGUGGCCUCGCUUCCGGUGGCAUAGACGUCAUUGUUUCACAUAAUCUUCCCCUCUUGCUUCUCCAACACAAACACAAGACCACCGAAGAGCUAAUACAGCUCACUAUGGGUGUGUUCCGUGAGUGUGCACGUGUACUGAAGCCACAUGGUUACUUUGAAAUAACAAUUGUGGACCCGGUUAUGAACAAUAUGGGUCCACGGACGAGGACAUGGAUUGCGAAAAAUAUUCCUCUAGCCGGGGGCAUGAGACCUAGCAAGAUAAUUUUGACAGCGUUGGAGAGGUUAGGGAGUGCUUUCUCCGGUGUGAAUUCCUUGUUCGAUGAGGUGAAGGAGUGCUGGGUGUGGAUGCCUACUACUAGCAUUGGAGACGAGCUCAGUACGGUUACGAGUAUGGUGGGAAGGCACCUAUAUGAUCAUCUGUAUACACCAGUAGAAGAUGAUGAUAAUGUGGUGAAUAUGGUUUAUGGAAUGAAGGUCCGCCGGGAGUGUCUAAUUUGGAAGGAUGACAAGAUUGUUGAGGAAUGUCAGAAGGAGAACACGGCUUUCAGGUGGUUGAAGUGUUAUGCUAGAAAGGUUUAG